UAUAUAAAUUAAUAAAUUUGAAAAAAAAUUCUGAAUCUUACUCUUGGUUUUUGUUUCUUUUAAAUUUUUAUAUGUAAAAAAAAAAUUUUUUUUUUCUGCACUUGCAUAUAGUUACCAUUUAUAGAUGGCGCUAAACUAGCUUUCAAUAAAAGUUGAGUAGUUUGCGUAUAGAUGCAGCCACGCAUUGCUGUACGUUUAAUUGUAUAUGUUUUUUGAUUUGCGUAUUUACAAAAACAAAAAAAAAUAUAUGAAAUCAAUCAUUGUUUCAUACCUUUAGAAUAUUUUUAUUAUCACAUUAUGUUUCUUAAUUUUUUUUACAUUUUACAUGGGUGUAAAACUACGAAACCCGUACAUACGUAUAUGGAAUGAGUAUCAAUUUGAAAAUUGGCGCGUCCAUUACGACGCGCACUCUAUCAAAUGUUUGAAUUAAAAUUGCGCGCGUUUGUAAACUCAAGAAAAUAUUUUUUUACUUUGUCGUGUAAAACGCUUAUUUAUUUACAAAACUGUUGAAUUAAUACGUAUAAUAUAUUUAAUCGGUAAAUAAAUUUAUUAUAAAUAUAAAAUUAUUAAUCCGUACAAUUUAUGGACAUUGAACGAAUAAUCUUUAGAUUACAAUAUGUUUAAAUUAUUAUUUGAACAAAUUAAUUGAAUGAGGUUAUGAAAGAAUAUUUCAUAUAUUAUUCGUAACGCGUUUCAAAUUGUUAACAUAGUAUAUAUUUAUUGGGUGAAUAUUAAAAUAAUUAAAUCUCGAAAUAAAUUCAAAAUUUAUUGUGUUUCAUGUGAUUUUUUUUUUCUGAUUUCGAUAUCUACAUAAUAGAAUUUCUUUUCUACGAAGGCAAUAUCGUAACGAGGACGGAAUAAGGUUUUUCAAAUUUUUUCUUUUAAUUAUAAUAUUCUUUUUUUUUUCCAAAGAUCAACGAUAUAUUAUUUUAUCGUGCUAUAAAAUAUGACCAAGUAGAAGUUAAUUCUAUUGAUAAAAUUUUUAUUGUUAAAAGUAUAUUUAUUUUCGACGAUUCAAUAUUUUGUAAUUUUAUUUUUCACCUUAAUAACAAAUUUGUUCAAAUAUUCAGUAAUCUUCUAUUUGGAACGAGCAAUAUUUAUAUCUUAUUAUAAAAUACAUGACGAUAUUAAUUUAUUAUUAAAUUUUCGUGAUUUUUCGAUUUGGCUAUAUUUUGAUACGAAUCAAGAUGACCAAUGGCCAACAUUAUAUAUUGUUCUAAAAUAAAACGAAGACGAAAUUAAUUUAUUACUAAAUUGUCAAUAUUUUUCGAUUUAGUUAUAUUUUGGUACGGAAACAAUAUUAUCAAUGGCCAACGUUAUACAUAUAUCGUUCUAAAAUAAAACGAGGACAAAAUUAAUUUAUUAUUAAAUUUCCAAUAAUUUUCGAUUCGGCCAUAUUUUAUAUAUACGAAUAAACAUUAAUAAUGGCCGACAUUUUUGUAUCCCAUGUUUUAAAAUAGAACGUAAAAGACUAAAUUAAUAUAUCAUUAUAAAUUCAUUGACAUUUCGCGAUUAUCAUUAUUUUUCAAUAUAUUAACGAAUCGUUCUUAUAUAAAUCGUCGAACAUUAAAUUUCCAAUUUGAAGAUUCUUUUAUCGAAAACGAAAUUAAUAUAGAAAUUAAAAUUAUUUAUUUUUAUCACGUGAUAAGUAAUAUCAUUCGAUUCAUAAUUAAAUAUCAUUGGGCACAUUAAAAGGCUUAAUUUAAAAAUAAGAAAUUAUUAAUUUCUUAAAUAUAUUUCCUUUACUUUUUAUCAGUCGUUCAAAAAAUAAAAAAAAAAAGAAAAAAAAGAAAAAAGAAAAAAAAAAAGAGAGAAAGAAACGGGAUCGUGUUAGAUGGGUUGCGAUGUUGAUGAAGGUGAUGGAGAGUUGUGGCGGAGGUGAUUGUGGUAGUAAUGGUGGUAGCAGUGGAGGAGGAUAAGAAAGAAAUGCGAGAUGAUCUUGAUCCUCGAUUUAACGUACAACGGUUCCCCCUCGGGAGGUCUCUUGGCACGAUGUAUGUCGUCGCGCGGUAUAUACCGCGUGUGUGCCUAAUGGUGGAAGGAAACGUUAUCCAGAGGCGGGCAACGGACGGGCAACACACUACUAGUCCGGUGUACCCUGGUAGGGCCGAGAGAAGUCAGCCUCCGGAAUACGAACUCGGACUCAGUCUUCGAACUGGUCUCGUAGCACGCUGUGUGCGGUGUGCCCGUGUGUCAUAUACAGCCCCGAGAAUAUUAGAAGAAAGAAGGUAAAGAGAUUUAAAAGGGAUCGAUCGAAGGAAGGAAGGAAGGAAGAAGGAAGGAAGGAAGGAAGAAGAAGAAGAAGAAGAAGAAGAAGAAGAAGGAAAAGAAAGAAACAAAGAGAAAAACGGGACAUGAAGUUGAAGGAAGGUUGAACGUUUCAUCGUUAUUAUUCAUCGGAUAUUAUUCCCAUCGUUGAAGGGAUUUAUAAUUCUCGAUUAGAAAAUGAUGACUAUACUCUUCCUAGGAUUAUACCUCUCCGUCUGUCUAUCAGAUGUGUUAGGAAAUUGUCCUUUGGUACAACCACCGCAAUGGGGUGCGGUAAGAGAGAGAGUCCUCGAAGAUGGUACUUUACAGACCGUAUAUUCCUGUGAGAUAGGGCGUAGACUAAAAGGACACAAGGUAGCCACUUGCACAGCGAACGGUUGGGAUCAUCCUGUACCCAAGUGUGUACUUCUAGAGAACAAGUUGCAACACUUUCGUAACGAUCUAUAUAUGGGUGAUGAGCCAAGUAGAAAUUUGAGAAGCGAUACGACGAGGAAGCAACGGGUUCAAGCACGGAAGAGACUCGGCGAGUUGAAGAGACGUAGGAAAACGAAGGAUAAGAGGAAGCAAAUGCCGGAGAAGUCUCUAUCGGGAGUAAAGCCGUCGUUGGUGUCGGAUGUCGGUGGCUUGAACGAAACUUUGAUGUCGAGAUUGGAUCUAAGUUGUCUCAUGAAGGCACGCAGAAAGGGCCUUAUCAAAGCACCCACGGUCGUUAAUGCAUAUUCUCCGAGAUACGCUAGGAGAAAGAACGCUUUACCGCCUUUCAAUCGAUACUUGGUGGCAGUUUAUGUUUGCCUCGAGGAGUUCGUUCUCGAGGACUCGAUGGUGGAUCGACUUUUUUGCAGUGAAGCAACUUGGCUCGGUCUUGUACCGAAAUGCGUGAAGAAAGGAGAAACGAUAAUCGAUAACGUGCGACGUUGCGAUCAGGAGAGGGGUGGCUGUGAACAUGUGUGCGAGGAUACGCCGAUUGGUGCAAAGUGUUCCUGUUUCGAUGGCUUUCGAAUCAAUGGUACCGCCUGUAUAGACAUAGACGAAUGUUCAGAGGACACUGCCAAGUGUUCAGAUUUUUGUCUGAACGAUCCUGGCUCUUACCACUGUGAAUGUCAUUCUGGCUUUCAGUUGACAGCCGAUGGACAUACUUGUCAAGAUGUUAACGAGUGUCUGCCGAACAACGGACAUGGCCCUUGUCAAGGUACCUGUCGUAAUCUCGAAGGCGGAUACGAGUGUAGCUGUACGGAUAUCCUUGGAUUUAAAUUGGCGUCGGACAACCAUACCUGUGAGGACAUCGACGAGUGCGCGAAUAACAACGCCGGUUGUUCUCACGUAUGCCUUAACACACCAGGAAGUGUCUUUUGCCUUUGCCCAGAUGGUUUUUACUUGACCAACGAUUGGAAGACUUGUCAAGACGUGAACGAGUGCGAAAAUGUAUCCACGAUUUGUCCAGCUGAUACCAAUUGUGAAAAUACAUUAGGAUCUUACAGGUGUAUAAAUAUACCGAAAAAAAUGACGAAGGUAUUGCAGGAGGAAGAUUAUGAUACUGAGGUCGACGACGACGACGACGACGACGACGACGACGACGACGACGAGGACGAAGAUGAGGAGGACGAUUAUAACGAGAGUUUAACCGAAUUACCGGAUAUAGGUAAAUGCGAGGAUGGUUUUAAAAAGGAUGAAAAUGGGAAUUGCAUUGAUAUCGACGAGUGUGCGGAAGUUGACGAGAUUGAAACGCACGGUUGCGAGCACGAAUGUAGAAACGAGGAAGGUAGUUAUCAUUGUGUAUGCCGUUCCGGUUAUCAACUCGAAGAAGACGAGGUUUCUUGCAAGGACAUCGACGAGUGUACGAUAUCACCGUUACCCUGUUCCCAUAGUUGUACCAAUAUCGAGGGUUCCUUUAUAUGUGGUUGUCCUUUGGGACAGGUAUUGAACGAAGACAAUAUAACAUGUAUGGAAGAGAGAACCUGUUCGUCCAUGAAUCCAGCAUGCUCUCAGGAUUGUCAAUAUAUAGAGAACGAAGGUCCACGGUGUAGUUGUUUUCCUGGAUAUCGUCUUUUGGAAGAUAAAAUAACUUGUAUCGAUAUAGACGAAUGUACGUAUACAAUGUGCUCGCAUUCUUGCGUUAAUUUAGAGGGAAGUUUCGUAUGUGAAUGUCCGAUUGGUUAUAUUUUACAUGAAAAUGAGAAAUUCAAUUGCACGGACAUUGACGAGUGUAAAGAGUCAGAUCAUGGAUGUGAACACCUGUGCAUUAAUAUACACGGAAGUUACGAGUGCGUUUGUCAGGAUGGUUUUUAUCUUGGGGACGAUCGAAAAAGUUGCAUCGAUUUGGACGAGUGCAAGACAGAACGUCAUCGUUGUUCGCACAAUUGUACGAACGUUUCAGGUGGUUAUCUCUGUACGUGUCCUAUCGGUUACGAGCUAGUGACAGAAUUCGAUUGCAAUGACAUUGACGAGUGUUCAAAAGGUAUCCAUGAUUGUUCUCACGAUUGUAUUAACUUGGAAAAUGGUUACAAGUGUUUAUGUCCUAAUGGUUAUAAAAUCGAUAAAGAUGGAAGAGAGUGUCGCGACGUUGACGAGUGUUUAGAAAAUCUCGACGAUUGUUCUCACGAUUGUAAAAACACCAUGGGCUCUUACGAGUGUGCUUGUCCCCAAGGAAUGUUUUUCAACUCGAGCAAAACUCAAUGCGUCUUAAUGGAUAUCUGCGAUAACGCCGGUUGUUCUCAAUCUUGUGAAGUAGACGCCGACACUUAUAGAUGCAUAUGUCACGAGGGUUACGUAUUACAAGAGGAUGGAAAAACGUGUUUGGAUAUGGACGAGUGCCUUGAGGACGAGCACGAUUGCUCACACGAGUGCGUCAAUACUCAUGGUAGUUAUGUAUGUACUUGUCCACCUGGUUUAAAUCUACUCGAAGAUGGUUUAACGUGUAAAGAUGAGAAAUGUGAGAAUGGAUUUCGAAGGGAUCAAAAUAAUAAUAUCUGUCAGGAUAUAAACGAGUGCGAGGAAGAGGAUCACGAUUGUUCUCACUUUUGUAUCAACGAGUAUGGUUCCUAUCUAUGUUCCUGUCCAACUGGUUGGAUUUUAGAGGAGGAUCGUAUAACUUGUUUCGAAUCAAAUCCAUGCUCGAACGUUACCUGUUCUCACAUAUGCUCGCCGGAUCUAGACGGGUUCACUUUCAAAUGCGAAUGUCCUCUUGGUUAUAAAAUCGACGAAAGUGGUACCAUAUGCGAGGACAUGGACGAGUGUACGGACAACAAUAGAAAUAACUGUAGUCAUAUUUGUAAGAACGUCGAUGGUUCUUACGAGUGCCAUUGUCCAAAAGGAUAUCAACUCGACCAGGACAAUAGUACUUGUAUAGACGUUAACGAAUGCGAGAAUGGCGAGCACGAUUGCGAAAAUCUUUGUAUAAAUCUCGAGGGAAAAUAUAAUUGCGCUUGUCCAAUGGGUUAUUUUUAUUCGGAGGAAGAACGUGUAUGCGUCGACAUAGACGAGUGUCGGAAUAACGAGUUCAAACACAAUUGCUCUCACGAAUGCGUAAACACGAUUGGUACGUACAACUGUACCUGUCCUAUCGGUUGGAAACUCGAUGAAAACGAACGUACGUGUAGGAUCGUUGACCCCUGCGCCAGUGAUCAUGGCUGUUCUCACACGUGCGAACACGAAGAGAAUGGAGAGAUUCGAUGUGGUUGCCCCGAAGGAUUCGAUCUUUUGGAGAAUGGUAAAAUCUGUAGAGACAUAGACGAGUGUAUUGAAGGAUCACACGCAUGUUCGAAUAUUUGCCAAAACAUCGAAGGCGCUUAUUACUGCGAGUGCCCAACGGGAUACAAAUUAUCGACCGACGAAAGAACAUGUAUCGACAUCGACGAAUGUUUCCUAGAAAGUAAUACACUGUGCUCGCAACAUUGUAACAACACCGAAGGUAGUUUCAUUUGUAGCUGUCUCGAUGGAUACGAAUUAACCGAGGAUCAACGAACCUGUAAGGAUAUAGACGAAUGCUCGACGAAUCUUCACGAUUGUUCUCACGAGUGCGAGAAUCUCGAUGGCAGUUAUAUAUGUUAUUGUCCCGAAGAUUUCACCUUGGACAAGGAUAAAAAAACUUGUACGGAUUUGGACGAGUGCGCCGGUAGACACAACUGUAGUCAUAUUUGCGUAAACAUUCGUAAUGGAUAUACGUGCGAGUGUCCUAACGAUUUCACGUUGGAACCGGACGGUUGGACCUGUAAAAAGAUCGACCACUGUGAGAUUCAUCACGGUUGUUCGCACGAGUGUAUCAGCGAAUCAUACGGUUUCAAGUGUGCGUGUCACCUCGGAUACAAAUUGUCGUUGGACAAUAAAACUUGCGUCGACGUAAACGAAUGUUCGGAAACGAAUAACGAGAUAAGCGAGCCUUGCUCUCACGAUUGCGUCAAUACGAUCGGUAGUUUCGAAUGUAGUUGUCCUAAGGGAUAUCAAAUUGGAAGAGAUAAGAGAACCUGCGAGGAUACGAACGAGUGCGUCGAAGAAAACGGUGGGUGUUCUCAUUUUUGCGCUAAUACCGAUGGUGACUACGAGUGUGCCUGUCCCGACAAUUACAAAUUACUCGAGGACGAUAGAAAAACGUGCGUGGAGAUCGACGAGUGUUUGAUCGAUAACGGUGGAUGUUCGCAUUUUUGUCAAUACGAGAACGGUAAUGUGUCCUGUUCUUGUCCAGAAGAUAUGAUUCUGGAUGACGUGGAUAUGAAAUUUUGCACGCACCAGGACAAAUGUCUCAUUGAGAAUGGCGGUUGUUCCGACAUUUGUUACUCGUUAAACGGUACAGUAACGUGCGACUGUACCACAGGAUUUCGUUUGUCCAUGAACGACAAUGUAACCUGUUUUGACAUAGACGAGUGUUCAGAAUUUAAAGACAAUUGUACUCAAAGGUGUACGAACGUCUUAGGUACAUUCACUUGCGAAUGUUACGAGGGUUAUCGCCUGAAUCCUGACGAAUUAACUUUCUGCGACGACAUAGACGAGUGUCAAGAAAAAAAUGGUAACUGUUCUCAUUCCUGUUUCAACGUCGUUGGUUCAUAUAGAUGUGGUUGUCCAACUGGUUACGAUCUUGAUUCGGAUAAUAGGACGUGCAUUUUGAUCGAUGGUUGUAAACGCGACAAUGGAAAUUGUUCUCAUCAUUGUCACCAUGACGAGAGUACCGGCAAGACUCGUUGUUCUUGCCCAUUGGGAUUCAGAUUGAAACACGAUCAUCGUACUUGCGAGGACAUCGAUGAAUGCGAGGAAUUCGAGAACGACGUGGACUCUGGCUGUUCUCAUUCGUGCGUUAACACCGAGGGGGGAUAUCAUUGUGAGUGCCCAACCGGAUAUAUUCUCAUGCCGCAGGACAAGAAGAGUUGCGUCGACGUAAAUGAGUGCCUUACAAGCGAACACAAUUGCACACAUGACUGUUUGAAUCUACUUGGUAGUUACAUAUGUACUUGUUACGAGGGACAUUAUCUACAUAGCGACAGAUCCUCUUGUUUGGACAUCAACGAGUGUCUCGAAGGAAACGGUGGUUGUUCACAUAUAUGCACAAAUACGAUCGGAGGUCAUUUCUGUAGUUGUCCCGAGGGUUACGAGCUUGGUCAAGAUGAAAAGAAUUGCUUGGAUAUUGACGAAUGCGAGAAGAAAAUAGCUGAUUGUCCGAACAAUUGUAUCAAUACUCCGGGCUCGUUCGAAUGUCAAUGCCCGAAUGGUCAUAUUCUUUCUAACGAUUCUCGAAGUUGCAUAGACAUCGACGAAUGUCAAAUAGAAAAUGGCGGCUGUACUCAUGCCUGUUUCAAUAUCAUUGGUGGCGUUCGUUGUAGUUGUCCAGUUGGUCUUCGGCUUGAUAACGAUGGGAAAACGUGUCUUGAUAUAGACGAAUGUGCCACUGAGAAUGGCGGUUGUUCGGACGUUUGCAUUAAUCUCGAAGGUACAUUCUCUUGUCGUUGUCCGGACGGUCAUCAACUCGAUGACAUUGACUUUAAAAAUUGUAUCGAUGUAAACGAGUGCGAAAUAGAAAAUGGUUCUUGUAUGGACAUCUGUUUAAACACUAAGGGUAGCUACAGGUGUGAUUGUUCUAAUGGUUAUCGAUUGGCUGACGAUGCUAAAACUUGCGUAGACGUGAACGAAUGCGAAGUGGAUAACGGUGGAUGUUCUCACGCUUGCAUCAAUAGACCGGGCUCUUUCCGUUGCGAUUGUCCCAGAGGAUACGAGAUCAAGAAUAAGACCUGCUAUCAUUCAAACCCUUGCAUGAUCGAUAAUGGUGGUUGCGAGCAGAUAUGCAAUGCCGAAGGCGGUAUGGUGAUAUGCACUUGCAAGGAGGGAUUUCAGUAUGACAAGUCCAACAGCUCGAUGUGUCACGAUGUGGAUGAAUGCUAUGGUCGGCAUGGGUGCGAGCAUACUUGCAUUAAUACUGUUGGAUCUUACAAGUGUGGAUGCUGGGAAGGAUAUCAAAUGCUGAACUCUACUUGUAUAGAUAUCGACGAAUGUGCAUCAGGAAUUUGCAAGAUGAAUCGAUGCGUCAACACCUUGGGCAGUUAUCGUUGCGAAUGCGACGAAGGUUAUCGAUCGGAGGGUGACACUUGUGUAGAUAUCGACGAAUGCGCUGAGGAUUCACCGUGCAGAGAGAGAUGCGUCAAUACUCCUGGCUCGUAUCAUUGUACCUGUACCCCAGGAUUUCGAUUACAAGGAAGCGAAUGCGUAGAUAUAAACGAAUGCGAAUGGCGUAACGGUAGAUGCGAACAGGAAUGCAUUAAUACUGUGGGAUCCUUCCUGUGCAAUUGUCGAUCGGGCUACCUGUUCAAUCAUAGGAACAGAAGUCAGUGUCAGGAUGUAAACGAAUGCUUGAACCGGAACGGUGGUUGUAACGGCGAAUGCAUUAACACGCCAGGAAGUUACUACUGUACGUGCAACGGCGAUUUAGUUUUGUCUACGGAUGAGAGAACAUGCGUCUCACCGGAAUCAAAGUGUCCCGCCAUGGAACCACCUUUGCACGCCGAGAUCCGAUGUCCUGGACAUUAUUCCGGUGCGACCGAUUAUCCUCAUGGCGCUAGGUGUCACAUUAGAUGCCGACGUGGAUUUAAAUUGGAGGGACCUCACACGAGAUAUUGCGUUAACGGUGGUCGAUGGAACGGAAAAGAACCAGUGUGCCUUCGUGAAUACUCGCUCGUGGAUUCUCGUUACGAUCUAGACAUGCCAAGGCCGUUUGUGAGAUGCCCACAGGACAUGGACGUGGAGUUACCUGCGAGGCAGAAUACGAUACGCGUUUCCUUCCCUCAGCCAAAGUCUAAUAUGAACUGGUGGAGAUACGUAGAUGCAUCACCCACAUGGGCCAAACAGUUGCAAGCCGAUCUACCAGCAGGUACCACCGUUGUCACAUUCACAGCUUGGUCACCCGUGUCCAAUUAUACGAGCACUUGUAGAAUCGUCAUACGUGUUCGAGACACUGAGAAUCCUAAAGUUUCGACCUGCCCGACAUCCUUUGAAGUGCGCUUAAGUCCAGGCGAGCCAAACCGUUUGAUAUUCUGGCAGGAACCUACGUUCACCGACAACGUCGGAGUCGAGCGAAUUUACAAAACGAGGGAACCAGGACAACUGAUGUAUCCUGGGGUACACAACGUACGCUACAUCGCUUCCGAUGCUGCCGGAAAUCAGGCCGAAUGCCAUUUCUCCGUACACGUUCGAGAAUCCGACCAACGACAGGAUGCCGAGCCAAGAAUCUACCGGAGGAGAAUGUUGAUGUGUCCUGGAAGACCACCCCAACCGAUGCCGACUUCCGCUUAUGGGUGGCAGAUACCAAGCGGUUGCUAUCUAAGGUACACCAGGAUCUUCUCAGGGGCGUAUGCCGUACAGCGUGCUUAUCGGGAACAUCGGCAGAAUGGUUAUCAAGACGCGAGGGCAGCUUAUCACGAGAUCCAUCCCGUACAGAGAAACCAACCACGAGCUCCACCACCUCCACCUCCUCCUCUUUUACCUUCUUCUUCUUCUUCUUCUUCUUCCUCACCUUCAUCUUCUUCUUCAUCUUCUUCUUCUUCUUCUUCUUCACGGAUCUCCUCCUCGAUGGCCUAUCCUAUUGGAGAUUGGGAAAUCAAGGAACGAGAAUGGAUCGAACGGGAGAUGGAAUAAGAGGGAUCCGAGAAGAAGGAUAGCUGCUGCUAGUUCACCCUCAGGCGAUUCAAAUAUAAAGGAAUAUCAUCAUGAAACUGGACGAACGAGUAUUAGGAGUUCGGAGGAGCGUAUACGAAGGGCCGUUGUGAUGCAUUAUCCAGCACCAAUUCCAACAAUCGAUUCAAGUUCCAGUUCGGAUUACGAUUUAGAAUUUAACGUAGAUUCAAAUCGUAGAACAGUAUCAACGCCAAAUCUUUGUUCAAAUAGUAUCGGUGAUCGGGCUAGUCGUUACGAAUUAAACGAGGAUGACUUAGGACAAUGCGAUCAGGACAAAUUUACGGGUACAUU
This is a messenger RNA of Vespa mandarinia (Asian giant hornet), 10707 nucleotides long. RefSeq lists its product as uncharacterized. NCBI's taxonomy places the organism in Eukaryota, Metazoa, Arthropoda, Insecta, Hymenoptera, Vespidae. The record is from RefSeq and is a predicted model, not a curated record. Gene Ontology annotation, molecular function: calcium ion binding.